Desarmillaria tabescens is the source of this 1130-nucleotide messenger RNA. RefSeq lists its product as uncharacterized. The transcript has 2 exons. The coding region runs from base 1 to 996 and encodes 331 amino acids. Lineage: Eukaryota; Fungi; Basidiomycota; Agaricomycetes; Agaricales; Physalacriaceae. The record is from RefSeq and is a predicted model, not a curated record.
AUGUCCAAAUUCGCCAUCUUGUCCGCUCUAGUCCUGCUCUGCGCUCACCUCCCUGAAGGACUGGCCGGCCCUGCCAUGAUGAAAAGACAAGAGCAGGGCCUCCCUAGGCCUGUCGACGUGGCCCCAACCAAUAUCAUCGACGCUCGACAGGCUGUCGUCACUUCCGUCGUUGGAGGAGUCACUUCGGUUGUAGGGGGAGUCACUAGUGUUGUUGGAGGAGUCACCUCUAUCAUCGGGGGCAUCCUCGCCGAUGAAUCCGCCUCCGCUUCUGUACCAGCAGCUACAGCCAGCGCUGUAGCCGAAGAUCUCGAAGCCCGCCAGGGUGUCGAUAUCCAGGAUAUUGUCAUCUCCUUAGUUGGCGAGGUCACUUCCGUCAUCGGGGGCAUCCUCGCUGAUGAAACCGGUGCUCCCGUGCCAUCCAUUACGGCCAGUGCUGUGAUUUUGCCCCAAGAACUCGAAGCCCGACAAGCUGUCGUCACCUCUGUUGUUGGAGGAGUUACCUCCAUCAUUGGGGGCAUCCUCGCCGAUGAAUCCGCCUCUGCUUCUGCACCAGCUGCUACGGCCAGUGCCGUGGAAAAUCUUGAAGCUCGAGAUAAUAUUAUCGUCUCUGUUGGUGGAGAUGUCAACUUUGGGGGCCACUUUACUGUUCAAUCCAGCGCGCUACCCGCGUCGAAAGCUAUUGACGCUCGACAGGCAGUCGUCACUUCCGUCGUUGGAGGAGUCACGUCAGUUGUAGGGGGAGUCACUAGUGUCGUCGGAGGAGUCACCUCCAUUAUCGGAGGCAUCCUUGCUGAUGAAUCCUCCGCGGCGCCAUCCGCUACCGCGAUUGCUUCCAAAGCUCUUGAAGCCCGACAGGCAUCCGUCACGUCUGUCGUUGGAGGAGUCACUUCUGUCGUAGGGGGAGUCACUUCUGUUGUUAGUGGUGUAACCACCGUCAUCGGCGGUGUUACCUCUGUCGUUGGCAAAGUCGCACCCACGCCGUCACCCGAGCUGUGAACGUUGAGGGAAAAUACGACGAGAACUUCGGUACUUGGACGGGGUAGGUUGGUAUGCUCAGUUUCUGCUGUAUCGCUGUUGUGCGUUUUCAUUACUGUUCUUGUUUCGAUGCACCCAGUGGUUGAUCCACUAAU